This is a messenger RNA of Manihot esculenta (cassava), 465 nucleotides long. RefSeq names its product vacuolar protein sorting-associated protein 53 A-like. Lineage: Eukaryota; Viridiplantae; Streptophyta; Magnoliopsida; Malpighiales; Euphorbiaceae. Gene Ontology annotation, cellular component: GARP complex. The transcript is spliced from 2 exons. Bases 25 to 369 code for a protein of 114 amino acids. The record is from RefSeq and is a predicted model, not a curated record. Gene Ontology annotation, biological process: retrograde transport, endosome to Golgi.
UGAGAAAUUAAUUUUGGAAGGACCAUGAAUAGCAUAAUUUCUAUAGGUGGUUGUGGUACCUGCUGUAAAAGGUUUCACAUGGUCUGUCUUUUCAGGAAACAACUAGAGGGAAUACUCGAAAAUCUCAAAGAGAAGCCAGAUGUUGGAACUUUGUUGCUGGCACUACAACGAACUUUAGAAUUUGAGGAUGAAUUAGCAGAAAUAUUUGGAGGCCGUUCUACUAGUAGAGAGAUUGGGAAUGAGAUAGAAGAAAUUGGCAGGGACAGUAAUAGUCAAACUGUAUCAGAUAUUCGCAAAAAGUACGAAAAAAAGCUUGCAGCUAAUCAAGGAGAGCCUGAAGUAUGUAUAUUAGUCUUCCUUACAGAGUGAUAAAAUUUUUUCCUAAUUGAUAUAUGAUUUGAGUCGAAUUGCCAUUUUUUAUUUGUGCUAGCAGGAGAAGGAUGAAAGUAAAGAUUUAUCAGUACC